This is a messenger RNA of Eriocheir sinensis (Chinese mitten crab), 663 nucleotides long. Its product is annotated as F-box/LRR-repeat protein 15-like. Gene Ontology annotation, molecular function: protein binding. The transcript has 5 exons. Bases 64 to 663 code for a protein of 199 amino acids. Lineage: Eukaryota; Metazoa; Arthropoda; Malacostraca; Decapoda; Varunidae. The record is from RefSeq and is a predicted model, not a curated record.
UACUUUCACACAUGCAAAGAAAUUGGCGUCUCAGACUACAUCUUGACAGAUGAUGAUUUUCGCAUGAUAACUCUUGAGUGUAGAAACCUUCAGCGUCUGUCAGUGGCUCGCUGUUCAUGGCUGAGUGACGGCCCGCUCAUCACACUCUUCAGGCAGAGCCCAAACCUGGUCUAUGUUGACCUCAGGGGAUGCUGCAGCCUCAACGGGGGAGCCCUGCAGAUUUUGGCUGUGAAGUGUAAAAAACUGAAGUUCCUGCUGGUGGAUGGCUGCCCAUGGUUCACUGGUGGCAGCCUGCAGGCCCUGACGCUGCACCAGUCCGAGUUGCUCAGCUUCAGUACCGGUGGCUGUUGGGGCAUGGAGGACCAAGACAUCGCUAAGUUUUUCCAAAAGUUUACCAAGAUCAAAGAAAUCAGACUGAAUGAUGUGGAAGCCAUAACGGAUGCAAGCCUCUACCACCUGGCUAUGAGCUGCUCAGACCUGGAAACCCUGAGCUUGGCAGGGUGUUGGAGAGUCACAGACCAAGGACUGAAGAAGGUUGUGGACAGCUGCUCCAAGAUGCAAUGCCUUGAUGUGAGGAGGUGUUCCAAGGUGUCGGAGAAGUUCCUGUGUUGCCUCCACACCACAGGUUUGAAGAUCACAUCCAAUUACCUAGCAUGGACAUGA